CCGGAAAGUCACGAAACAACUGACAGACAGACAGACAGACAGACAGAGGGCACCAGGCCUGCCUACAUUGUCCGUCCCAUCAGAUAACGCGCGCUGCCGCAAUUGCGAGCCAGAAGGCAGACAUGAGAAUCGCCGACAACACAUGAAUGCGGGCCCACUUCUGCCGCUGGCUGCCUUUCCGCGCAUCCAGGUUCAAUAUGAAUACGCAGCAUCCAAUCAGGGGCAGACCGAGCGUCGCCAGGAGCAGACACUGCACACACAGAUCCAUGCCGUAUGCGAAAGAGACAUAUAUACAGACAGUGAGGGAGACAGAGAAACAUGUUCACCUGUAUGCAGACGACUGAGCCUUCCUCGACCAGUGCCUCCGGGUGUUUGUCUCCCACUCUGGCCGCCACCGCCGGAUACGGCAACUCCGACCCGUCGCUUUUCAGGAAGACCGACUCUUUUAUCCCACCCGUAUACAGCCGGAACAUGUUGUUCCACCGGCCGCUCAGGGACGACCGCACCGGGUGGUUCCUCGCAGCUGUGGACGCGUUCUGAGGCCUGGCCUUGGUUUGGGGCUGGGUCUGCUUGUUCCCUCUGGCUGCCAGCUCUGGGAUGAUGUCCGUGGCGCUGAUGCGCGGCGCCUCUGUCCUCUGUGAGGGGGCCGUCAUGUUGGAUGCUGAUGGCUGGUUGCUGUCGUCACCGCUGAACCGGAGCGAGCGGGAGACGUCGCCGGCGUGUGCCUUCGGUUGGGCAGUGAGCCGCAUGCUGCUCGAUUCUGCCGUGGGGGUCAUCUGCUCUGGUGACACUGUCUGCCCGUAUCCAUAUCUCUCGUAGAUGGACAGAAGAGACGACGGGUGUCGCGGAGGGGAGGGAAUGACGAACGCGGCUGUGGCCGACACAUUCUCGAGCUUUGGCUGGUGUGGCUCGUCAGGGCUCACUAGCAUUUCAUCCUCAUCCCCGGAUGCAGGGGGCACAACAAUGCUCUGCGAUGAAGACAGAGGCAGGUUGAACGCCAUCGGGGA
Vitrella brassicaformis is the source of this 1007-nucleotide messenger RNA. The record is from the annotation of a GenBank genome assembly. NCBI's taxonomy places the organism in Eukaryota, Vitrellaceae.